Molecule: messenger RNA, 3707 nt
Organism: Cuscuta campestris
Lineage: Eukaryota; Viridiplantae; Streptophyta; Magnoliopsida; Solanales; Convolvulaceae
Source: the annotation of a GenBank genome assembly
CUUCCAAAAAAGAAAAAAUUUCUUACCUUAUUUAUUCAUUGAUAAAGAAGUUUCUAUUUGAUCUCCUUAAAUUUGCCAAAUUUCUCCAAAGUCAACAUCGAAUAACCCAUUUUGUUCGCGGCGUUCAUCGUCUGCUCAUUAGGGUUUCUUCGACUCGUCGUUCCCCAAUCUCAAUCAGGGAUUCAGAGGGCUAUGGAUCUGGACGUCGUGGGACGGCACGCUCUGCUAUUCGACGACGAUGCGAUGGCGAUCUUCGUCAACUCCGCCGAUGCGCUCGUUGAGUGGAACUCUCUCCACAUCGACCGCUACGACGUUCGCCACCUUCUCUCCGGCCCGCCGCCGCAGCCUAAGCGAUCGCUUCAUUCUCUAUCUCACGCGAUUGAUUCGUCACUUAAAUCGGAGCUCGAUCUGGAGCGUUAUCUCGAUCUUCCUCCAUCUGAUGAUGAUCCAGAAAAAGAUGAAGAAAGCACUUCCCAUUUGCUUAAUAAUACUGGUGGAUACCAUGCCAUUCCCUUCUCUUACGGAAAGGCAAAUAGUAUUGCUGAAGAAGUAAACACGGAGUUUGGGGUGGAGACUUCUGCAUUUCGCCCACCCUUCAAUGUGCCUGAACACCUUCUUCAAUGCUUGGUAAGUUAGUGUGUUUCAGCCUACCUUGGUGUACUUUUAUGACUGUUGGGUAUUGCAGUUGCUAACGAAGUUUCACCGUGUGGAUGUGACAAGUGCCUUAAUUGUAUAUUUUUUCCUCACCGUGUCUAAGUUUUCAGAGCUCAGAUGCUUGUAGCAGUGAUGGAGUUAUUGUCAUCUAAGUUGCCAUUCACAGGCACCUUGUUUCCUUUGAUGUCAUGAUCAAGAGAGAGUGCGGUACAGGUGGGAUUAGGAAUAUUAAGUUUCUUUACAAGGACAGUAAUCUAUAUUGCUUGAGAGGGAAUGCUCUACUUAAUCAUCAUAUUGUAAAAACUCUGCUUGUUGGCAAUUGCUUCACACGCCUGAUUGAAUUUUGAUCUUGUGAUUAUUGUGUAAGAAUCAAGUUUCUAUUUGAUAGUCUAAUGUAUUUCGAAGCCAACUUCUUGACAAAAAAGGUCUUGCUUCAUAUUUAUUCUUUCAGCCACCAUCUGAGAAGGCUCAUCAGAUAAUAGCAAGGACUGCUCAAUUUGUUAGCAGACAUGGGGGACAGUCAGAAAUUGUUCUGAGGGUGAAACAGGGAGAUAACCCAACAUUUGGCUUCUUGAUGCCAGAUCAUCACCUACAUCCGUACUAUAGGUAUCUUGUCGAUCACCAAGAGCUUUUGGAUUCUGAUGGUGACAGGAAGCCUCAGCAUGAAGAAAGAAAGGCUGUUGGUGAACCAGAUGGUGCAUUAUCCUUGCUUGGUUCUGUUUAUGGAUCAGGAGAGGACGAUGAUGUUUUGAUUGAGGACGUCUCUAACAAAAUGACUUCUAAUGAAGCUGUGGAUGCAGCCCCUAUUGCACUGGAGAAGGAUGAAUCUAGUGAAUCAAGUGCACAUGAGCUUAGACAAGAAAUAGGUUUGCAACAUCCACUUAAUUUUGGUGGGUUAGAUAAAGAGAAGAGUCAACUACUGAAAGAGAAUCCUUCAAUCAGUGGAUCUGAGAAUGGAGGUACAUGCCAUAAAAAAGUGAAAGAUGAUUCUAUUUCUGCCUCUAUUCAGGCAGCUUUAGAGAAGCUCAAGGCUUCUGGCCUUGGAGUUAUCAUAAAGAAUGAACCUGUAGUUGUAGAGCCUCCAUCUGAUUUGAAGAAAUUGAUUGGAAGGAUUGUUGAAUUCAUACUGAAGAAUGGGAAGCAGUUUGAGGCAACACUUGUAGAACAAGAUAGUAAGCAUGGACGGUUUCCAUUUCUCCUCCCAUCCAACAUGUAUCAUCCCUACUAUCUGAAAGUUCUCCACGAUUCCCAAGAGUCAAAAGUCAGUGGCAAGAGCUUCCCGUCUGGGAGAGAUGAUUCAAUUGGGCGACCACAAGAAAAGAGAGCAUCACUCUCUAAGGGUGGCAAUGCUCUAGCUUGUCGAUCUGGUGAUGGAGACCUGCCUUGUGAAAAUGAUAAGGAGAAGUUUAAGAUGGUGAUUGGGAAAUCAAAGAAGGAACCACAAGAACAAUUGAAUAAAGUUCCACAGCAAGAGAACGGGUUCAAUUUAGAUGCUGCUUCUGUUGCAGCCAUUCUUCAAGCUGCUGCUAGGGGUAUCAAGAAUCCUAAUAUAGGAAUAUUCUCAAAAACUGAUGUGAAUGCUAAAUCUAAUGCAGAAGCUAAUUCUUCUGAAUCAAAGUUAUCUAAGGAACAGAUGUUGAAAGCAGAGAGACGAAAGAAGGCUAAAAUGUUUGUGGCCAUGUUGAAAAACAAGGCUGCUCCCUUUAAAAGCGAGCCUUCACGUGAGGUGUCAUUAGAACCUCAGGAUUCUGGUCAAUUAAAUGAUAAUAAGUCAGACCAAGAUGGAAGGCUGAAGUUCAUAGAUGAAUACAAUGAGAAGCGGUCAAUGAGAAAGUACAGGUCAAGAUCUGGGAUUGACGAAGAGGAUGAAGAUGGAGUAAAAAGGAAACAUCAGUCUGCCGGGACAGACCACAAAUCUUUAAGGAGCCCAAUGGAUGAUGAGAAAGGAGAAGAAAGUGAAGACGCGAAAGAUCACAACCGUUCCAAGAGGAAGAAGCAUCACCAGUCACAUCAAUCAAAUGAAGAUGAGGCUUCUGACGUAUACGAAGAGGAAAGGAGCAGGCAUAGACACUCCAGCAAAAAUCAUCGAUCCCAUAAUAAACAUGAUGAUGAUGAUGAUGAUGAUGAUGAUGAUGAUGAUGAUGAUGAUGAUAGACACUCCAGAAAGAAGCAUCGAUCCCAUAAUAGACAUGAUGAUGAUGAUAAUGAAGACAACUAUGAUGAUAGACACUCCAGAAAGAAGCAUCGAUCCCAUAAGGAACAUGAUGGUGGUGGUGAUGAUGAUGAUGAUAGACACUCCAGAAAGAAGCAUCGAUCCCAUAAUAAACAUGAUGAUGAGGAUGAUGAUGAUAGACACUUGAGAAAGAAGCAUCGAUCCCAUAAUAAACAUGAUGGCGAUGAUGGAGAAGGGAAAUAUCAUAGACACAGUAGAAAGAAGCACAGAUCUCACCAUUCCUCGCAUCACAGAAGCAGACAUGAACGGUCAAAAAGAGGUUCGAGUAUUGUUGAAAGAGAAGACCUAGAGGAAGGAGAGAUCAGUGGGGGCGGCAAAGUAUCGGAUCAAUCCAAAGGAAGUCUUGGGGGUGGUGCCAUUACAAGAAGCAGAGAAGCCUCUAUUGACGUUUCUAGUCCACAACAAAUAUCAGCUUCUCAACCUCCGGAUGAUCUCAAGGCCAAGAUACGUGCCAUGUUGAUUGAAACGAGAAGGUAGUUUUCCAUCGUUCGCUUUAUUACUUUCGUGUGUUGCAACACAUUUACAACAUUGAUCUCUUGCUAGGAUUGUUUUUAUACAAAACCCACCGCAUCAUUGGAAGAUAUUGGCAUAUCCAUUAUCUUCCCAACAUUUCAUAACAAUCCGAAACCGAUACGGUUCUUGUUUUCACAAGUUUUAGAGCUAAAUAUCACUUUGGUUUUGUUUUUCUCUGAUUUCAGUGGCCAAAUUGGUUCAGAUUGUUAUGAAAUUUUGGGAGGAUAUAUGAAUGUCAUUUAUGUGCUGUAAAACACUACUUGUUGUAACUUUAGCUGACCUCCGCAUAUAAAUAUUUAUUUUGGGU